AUGUUCGGAGAAGGUCGGGCCUGGGAGGACAUGAAAUCUCUGGGGCGCGCUGAUUGCAGCGCGGAACGCCGUCGGCGCUGCCGCGUCGCCUCUCAGAGCGAUGCCAGACAGCGGGAGGUGAGCACGGCGUUCGCGGACGCGCUGUUCGUGCACCCGUACAACGCCCCGAAGAGCAGGAUUUUGACGCGGCGAGCGGCGAAUGCGGCAGCCAAUGCUGGGAAGCAGCUCCUCUGGGUGGUGGCGCGCGACGCCCCCCUCACUCGGGGCGACGCAUGCAGGUCCAAGGAGGCGCUCGCGAACGCCAGGCUGAAUUGGCUCAUGUACCCAGAGAACAAGACAGGCGGAGUUCCUGGCGUGCUUCGGAUCUUCCAUGGGAUGCGCGCUCGCUUCGCCGCGACGGAGAAUGCGGAGGCGGGAGCUUGCAAGCACUCCUGGGGGACUGUGACGGGCUGGGCCCUUCACCCCGACGACUCGAAGCUGGUGGGCGAGCACGGGUCCGAGCGAGAGCUGGUGCUGCAGCGCGUGCCCGACGCGAUCAUGGUGAAAAUCCCCGGGAGCACGGCGCGCCCCUUUGGCAAUCAGCUGGCGGGUGUCUUCCCCGUGAAGCAGGAAGUGUCCUGGGAUCGCAGUCCCGGCUUCAAGGCCAUGGUGAAGCGCGCGGGGUGCACGCUGGCCCAGCACUUCGCCGCCGCGGCCCACUGCGUCGCCGGCGCCGCGCUGCCUCAGGCCAUCGUCGACCACCUGGACGCGCGGAGAGCUGACGACUUGAUCAUCGCGCAGCCCUUUUCGCCGAUGCUUUUCCGCCAGGGGCGCCAAACUGGCCCGUGGCUCCUGCGCCCCCUGACAGCUAGGGAGAUGACGACGGGGCAGGCGAGAGCCGGCUGGGCCAGAUCAGAGAAGGAGGCGGCGACCAGGUCGUCCAAGAAGUUGGUGGACGCCACUUUCCAGUGCGGCGACUGCCACCGGCGGAGGGGAUCGGGCAACUUCUCGGGCAGUGGCAUGAGACCGAGCGAUCCCGUGGAGCACGCCGUGGCGGUGCUGAGCCAGGGUGCGUGGGGGAGGCGCGCCCUCUGCGCGCAGAAGCAGGCCGGAAAGGCUGGAAUAGGCGUGGGACCCGCCCGUUCCGCGCCCUUCUCCUUUAGAGGGGCGGGCGUCCUCGAGCGCUGCAAGUGCGGGGAGGAGAAGGCACUGGCCCACUUCAGACUCGGAGAGGUGAACGUCCUGAAGGCGCGGGGGGGCCUCGACCGCGCCAUUUGCAUCGGCUGCGCUCCAGGUCGGCUGCGCUUCAACGUGCAGUCGGAAGACCGCCUGUUCAAGCGCGCGCAGUGCGCGGACCAGAAGCCGAAGGAGGAGUUCGACGAGACAAUCUUCAAAAACCACGGCGGGGCGAAGGACCUGAUUUGCACGGACUGA
Molecule: messenger RNA, 1413 nt
Organism: Prorocentrum cordatum
Lineage: Eukaryota; Dinophyceae; Prorocentrales; Prorocentraceae
Source: the annotation of a GenBank genome assembly